AUGGACAAACGUCGAUCCGUCGAUGGAAAUCUACAUGAACAUGCUCUGCCGAUUCCAGUGCAGAUGUUCUUAUGGAGACAGUUGAGACCAUUCAUUCGUGCAAAACUUGGCAAACUUCACGAGGCAUCCUGCACGUUCUGUCAACACGCGCCAGGCCAUCAUGAGACGAAGGAAGCUUGCACGUCCCUCGAAAAAGUGUUGGUUCAGGAUCUGCACAAUGAUCUAACACCCUCUUUGAGCCUGAUACUGGGCAAGGUGCCACGAUGGCGUUUGAUUCAAGCCGCUCUCCCUUACAUUCUCCAUGCCACAGCCAAUCUGCUGCACAAUAGGAAGGACUUUCAAAGUCUCGGGGCCAUGGAAACGACGCUUCUUUAUAUUCUUCAUUGGAUACUUCUCGACGCUGCUGAAGAAUGCUCGGAGCAUGAUGCUGAUUCUGGAAAUCCCUUUUAUUAUGUGUUUCCUAUACCUACUAUGACUUUGUUCGUUUAUCUGUUCGCACCUUUGUGCAAUCAUCUAAAGGACAUCGACUUCAAAACGAAUUUACGAUUGGAGAACGGUUUGAAAAUAUGGUCGGCUAUGUACGAAUGUCGUCAUCCGGAUACGCCAUGCUUUACUACGCAUUGUCGGAUCAAGCCACAAGUUUUAUGGAGUCGGUCUUUUAAGUCUUCCAAAGUACAUCAAAUGUCCGAUGAUGUAUUUGUCGGAGGAAAUGUGGAAAGUCCACCCAGUCAAUCAGUUAGCGCUGUUUCGGAACAAAGCGUUGAUAAAAUGUCGUCAAAGCAGCUGGACGAUGAUAAUACGUGGGUGUCGUCGCCAAAGGACACAAUAUUUCCAGAAACGAUUCCAGAAGAGAGUUCUGGUGCCGAAGACGAGCACGUAGUAAUCUUCAGGUUGCCGUCCCUUAGCGAAUCAGAAAAAGCACUCGACGGGGGCGAAGCUAGUAUUUUUCAUGUAGCUAUGGGGAAGACAACCGGUUUUUCGAAAUUAACGAUAGAACAAGUUACAGCGAUUUCAGCAUUCGACUCUUGCAGACAGUAUCCUCAAAAGCCUAUAAGCAUGGGAAGCACCGAGAAAGAGAAAGAAGAUCACAAGACCGAAAAGGAAACACAGGAUACGAAAGCGAAAACUUCUACAACGCAGAAAGGUCCUGGUGAUUCUGCUGCAGGAUUAACAAGCAGCUGUGCUGCUAUCGAAGCAGAUGUUCGAGCUGCUACUUUUCUUGAUGUAGCUGUUCUGAGAUGUCUUUUUGUUCCACAAUGGCAAGAGGAAGGAGUUCAUUGGGCUCUACAGUUUUUGUACCAACGUUUACGUAUGAUCAACGAAGAAAUAUCAGUGCAACAAAUGCCACGUCGUCGCAGCAAUUCUUUACCAAUUCCAAAAAUUGAAGUAUCAAUUUAUCAAAGUCCUGAGAGCAAGAAAAAAGACGUGGCGAAAGAUUUCAUGGAAGUUCCAGAAGUUCGAGACACGUCCUUAUUAAGUGGUCAUGACGUCGAAUCAAGUCAUACGAGACGAGCCAGCGAGAAGUCUAAGAAGAGAAUGAAAAUGGCUGACCUGAAAGCGUUCGUUGAAACAAAAUUGCUAUCAAAGUCGGAGAAGGCACUUGAGAAAAUUGGUCAGGAAGAACCGAAGAUGCUUUUUGAUCAGGAGAGCCACCGAAGUCUGGACACAGGCGACAAUCACUUAACGAGACCAACAUCCACCAUUUCGAAAAUUUUCGAGGCAAAAGAUGUCGAUCACAUGAAACAUCCGACGAAUUUAAUAAAAGGAAAAAGCAUGCCGAGUUUAAGGUACGUUGGUGAUACCCGUAUCGAGCGGAAACAAAGUCGAUUUUAUAGUCAAUCGUACACGGCCCCGAACCCCAUCAUCACCGUUACGGAACACACGCCUGCUCCAUCACCAGACUUCAUGAAACGGCAGGGUUCCAUCGACAGUCAAUUAGACAUUAUUAGCAUGCACGGCAGCCGUUUAGAUUCGGAAAGGAAACCAAGCCUUACAAGAUCACAAACAGAUUCUAACAUCACUUAUGCUAGCGAUGAAAUACCGGAAGCGCCGGGAUCCUCCAGUUAUAUCACCAAAGAAGGCGAUAUCGACCUACAAGUGGUCUUAAAAGCUGUACAUUCGGUUGCUUUACGUGACAACAACUGCUGUACGUUACGUGUGUGUGAAAAUAUUUUGAAUUUGGUGGAACUUUUGAUGGAUAUGGGAGUAAUGAAACAGUGUCUUCGUGAAGAAAUUAUGGGCAGUAUAGCAGAAUCAACAACGGUGGUCGACAAACCAGAAGGCGUUAAAAAGAAAGAUUCCGCAGAAAACGAGCAAGAGUACCGACAAGAUCCUCCAGAGAAGAACAAAUUUUCAUCCCAUAACCUGUUAAUGAGCUGCGUGGUCAGAGUUGUGAAGCAUCUGGGUUGUCCUCACGGUUGCUCAGAAGGCAUACGUGGAGCACAGGCAGAUUUCUGUCGUUCUCAAGCACAAACAAUCCUGAACAAACUUCAUCGUGCCAGUUCGAAGCAGUUUUCACGAUUCCUGCGAUCGAUGAUGCGAGAACAACCGAUACCGGAGAUUCUGGAGUUCUUUCACGCAUUCGUUGGAUUCUGCUUGGAUCCAAAUCAGAAACGAGGGUCCAGUAAGUCACCAGAUAUGGGAACGCAGGGAUACGCGACGAAUUUUGGCGCUAAUUUAAUGGGAGCAACCAUGUCUGGAGGUACAGGCGGUUCGAAUGUGACUGGGACCUCGGGAAAUAUGGCCGGAACGGCGGGUGGGACUGCAACUGCAGCUUACGGCCUUGGCACUCACAGCUCUAGGGGUAUAGAAGGCAACAUUUUCAAUUGCGUGUUCAAGACGUUGGUUACACGCUUUGUGAAGUCGAUCAAAGAGUUGAAGUCUCAAGAAAAUUUAACUUUGUACUGCGAUCUUCGGCAGUUCAUGUCGUAUGUGAAGGAGGUGCACGGAGGGGUAUUUCGCCGGGUUGCCCUAAGUGGAAUAUUAGAUUCUGCUGAUAGACCUAAUAAACGGUGCAACAGUAACGUUCAAACCACUCGUGUUAUCAGACACAUACAAUCAAAUUUAGAAGUGCACGCAGAUAUUGGGGGAGACACCUGUUAUACUGUAGACGAUAGAGGAACUCGAAAGUUUCUUUUCAAGAAGCGCAGCACAUCAUCAACCUGUGCAAGUCUUCUCGAAACAGAAUUGAGCGAAGAGAACGCAAAAGUUAGCCAAAGUCCGCUCGGUAAUUUGAGAAAGAAGCAUCACAUACUAACUCCGAGACAGAGCGAACGGAAUUUAGGAAUUGAUUCUUUGAAUUCUGGAAAGAUUCGGAAAUCGACUCGUUUUCAAAUUGGUGGCAUAGUAAAUUGGUUCCGAAAAGAGUACGGUAGAACUGAUUCUACUGACAGUCACGAAAGCAGUGAGUCACCAACAGAUGGUAGUUUUGUUAGACAAUCCAGUUUUCAUUAUGGACACCAUCGUAGUGCAUCCAGAUCAGGACGUGGUGUUGGCCUAACUCUACAGAAAGCAAAACGCAGAAUGCAAGAUCAGCUGAUCAAUAUCGGUUUUGGAAAGAGUAAGAAAAAGGAAAGUCUGGAAGAAGCACCAGGAAGUUAUUUCAGCAGAAGAAAUUCUAUGGAUUUCGGCGAAGCGUCAAGGGAGUCAGAAUUCGUGGUCUUGAAAGAAAGAAGACUUGUACCUCGUAAUGCAGUUUUUGAUGGAAUGCUGAGAUUCUCGUUUUUAUUGGAAACUUGUCAACCUGGUUCGGUUCCUGAUCACUAUUUAAUGGCGGCAAUUUUAGAUCUUCCUUACGCCCCUGUAGUCGCCAGAGCGUGUCUACUAUUAGAAUGUGCACAUUUCGUGCAUCAAUGUAAUAAAGGACAAUGGCCAACCUGGAUGAAAAUGAAUUUUCCCAUGUUCCGUCCAUCAAUGCCCAUAAAUAAUCGAAAUGCAACCACGGUGCUCAGCCGAGUUCAUGUGCUGCAACGUACUGCUGGCAAAUUGUUCUAUCAAUGGGCAGAGGCUCUUGGUGCACGACUGGAGGAAUUGUUGUUGGAAGACAAGCAGAAUGUUGAUCAAGUGAUAGCAAUGGUGUCCGAUGAAAGCAAACAACGAGAUUUAGUCACUCAGGAUGAAGAAGAGGACUUUCUUGACGAAGCUAGCAUAAAUGGUUAUGGAUCACAAUGUCCAAUGGCGCUGCGCUCAGUCGCCUGUAUUCUACUCUUGGAAGUAACAGCCUUUUUAAGAGAAACCUACCAAACUUUACCAAAGUUCAACAAACUUUUAACGAAAGAACGUCCACCUCCUUGGGAACGCAUGUACAGCAGGGAAGCAAAUCGAAGAUGGAGUAUGGCGCUCUCCUCGAUGGGUCAUUCUCAAACAUCAGCACAGAGUUUGCAAUCCAUUGUAGGCGAUCGUGAGGUAGCUCCGGAACGCAAAAUUAGUUUCGUCCUGUACGAGCCAGACAACGAAUCGGAAGGUAGCAGCAAGUCAACGGUUACGAUUCAAGGAGAAGAAUUUCAGAAUAUGGAAAAGGAGAAGGCCAAACGCGUGCAACCACCCCAAGCUCGACCUUUUCUCCUUCGUCGUGGUACCGCGGAAAAUGCGAGUGGUUCCUUCAAAAAGAGAAGUCUGAAACUUCGACGUGGUACUAAAGAGGGCAAGGAUACAGAAUGCGAGGCUUAUACAGUAAAACGAGCGGAUUCAAUCCAAUCAAAAAGAAAAGUGAGUUCACUGUCAGACAGGAGUGACACUUCCGAACCCGGUUUUGGUGGUGAGAUUAGUGGAGAAGAAUCACCAGGAAUACUAAUAGACGAUCAACCUCCAGAGAGUCCAUGCGACAGUAACGAAACGGACGAAACUAACAAAAAUUUUCCAUGGAUGAAGGUGUUGGUGCAAUUCGCCAAUUCGUUCAACUUCUACUGUUCCCAUCAGAACUUUUGUCAUCCGUAUUGCCAUCGACGACAAAUGAGAGCCUGCAGCAGACUAAUCAAGUCCGUGAGGAAGAUUUAUGGAGAAGAAUUCGGGAUUCUGAACGGCACGGGAAUGUUCGACUUUGAUACUGAUAAGAAGGAAGGCGGUAAGAAGGAUAAACGUAGUCGGAAAAUUUCGGAGCAAGCUAGUACUCAAGUCUCACCCGUGCGGAGGAAGGACAGUGUCGGGAAAAAGUAUAAGAUCGAGAAGAACAUGGAUGGCUCCCAGUCCUGCAGAAUGACUCAACGCGACUCAUCGAAAGACUUAGCGGACCAAGAUUCAGAGAAAGGGAAGGAGUCAUCCAAAAAAUCCGGAGACAGCGACAUAGAUCACGAAAAUCUAGCGAUCCUGAAGUACUUGAAGACUCAGGUGAAGGACGUCUUCCACGCGCCGAUGGCUACCUUGGUCAAAGGAGCAGUUGUGAUGACGGAGGAGUUGUUCGUCGACGUUUUACCUGUCGCUUGGGAACUGUUAUUGGAAUCCAAUCAAGAAGUUGCAGCUUCUGCAGCGUCCCUCUUCAUAGUUGGAGCUGUACGAGCUCCGAGUCAAGCUAGCGAACUGAUGCAUCAUGGACUUCAACAUAACAGCCCGAGUGUGAGAAUAAACGCCAUUUUGAGGUUUCAAGUUCUAUGGAAGCUGAGGUACCAGGUUUGGCCACGAAUGGAGGAGAACGCUCAUUUGACCUUCAAAGUACCUCCACCAGGUAUAGAAUUCACGUUGCCGUCGCCUAAGAUUGGUAUCGAGUCGCUGCCCGUUGUGGAUCCGCCAUGGAUGCCGCAGGUGAAGACGAAAGUGGAGGAAGUUACCAUCAAUCAGGAGCAUCAUAGGUCGCUGGUGACGGCUACAAAAACUCGUAAGAAGCAACAAACGGAACUGAUAAAGAAGGCUUUACAGGCACAAGACGACAAGAAACGCGAAGAAAGAGAGAACUUUUUAAUCACUACUAUACCGAUUACCGUGCAAGCUGCGUACGAACCGAGUCCUGUGGGCGACGACCAUGAUGAAGGAAACGUUGGAGACGAAGAUGGCGGCGAAACAAUACCAAGGAAUACGUCUCAUCACAGCCAAUCGGCGCCAUCAUUAUUUCCUUCCUCUUUAUGCUCGGCGAUCGUACAGAUCAUCAAUUUGCUUGAUGAUGCUGCUGUUUCAGACGAUGGAAGCGCUGUUUACGAAGUUGCAUAUCAAGUGAUUUGGAAUUGUUUGGUUGAAGACAGUGCUCUAUUUCUUCGUUACGUUUUGGAACGUCUCACCAGAGACAAACAAGAAUUGAUGUUUAAAAUCUUGAGACAUCUCAUUCGAUUUGUACCAAAGCUACCUCAACAAGCUGCUUUCGCUUUGUACAAUUACAUAAUCGGUUAUGUUAUGUUUUACGUGCGUUCCCCUCAUGAGGAGGGACAAAAAUUAAUUGGAACCGCACUUUCGAUACUGUGGAUGGUUGUGCAUAGCGUACACGGGAUAAUGUUUAAAGAUUUAAAGCAGAUUUUACGAAAAGAACAAUGCGAUGCUUCUAUUUUAUUAACCGCUAACGUACCAUCGGCGAAAAAGAUUGUAGUUUAUGGUCCACAAGAUCCGGACUCUGGAGGCAUUCCUUUACACUUUCCAGUACAAGAAGAUACGCAGUUCGGCCAAAUACUUAGAGAGUCCUUGAGCUUUUACAAUAUCGAAGAGAAUAAACAACAAGAAUACUUUCUUGUUGAUUAUAAAACACAUCAAAUUCGCAAUCCCUCGUCGUACGCCCGCGAUUAUUAUUUCUUCAAAGGAAAAUCACAAUUUUCUGAAAUUAUAUUAGUUCACAUGAAGCAAGACGAAGCAUUCAACGCAUUACAACGACAAGAAUUGGUUCAUAAAUUCGUUGAAAUUGGAAAAGUUCUAUUAACGUGGGCAAUUUUGAAAAAUGUCGACAUGGUAGUGCAAAGGGUGGUCUUCCUACAUGAAGAAUUAAUGAAGUUGCCCUCGUUUCCACGAAGAGCUCUGGAAGCAGACCUAGAUUUGUAUAAAGGCGGGGAAAUUGGCAGGGAACUUCUCGGUCUUGACGUGAUGCACAAAUUCAUGUGGGUCAGACUGAUCGCAAGAAUGUUCGAAGCAAUGGCCGGCAAUUUCGCAUACUCCGGAGACAUCCAUCUUUUCCUAAACGUUUUAAAUGGCGCUGUUAUCCUGCACAGCGAGGAUUCUUGUAUCUUGCGUUACGUUGUCGCUACGUACAUAAACGCGGCGCAUAAUUUCAAAAAUAUUUUCUCGACGAACGGUUAUUUGUUGAUUAUACCGACCUUGUUGCAAUUGUACUCGACCCAUCAGACGAAUAAAUUGGUUACAACUACCGUAGAGUACGCUGUGAAACAAUUUUAUCUGAUGAAUCGAAAACCGUUCAUUCUUCAGAUGUUUGGGAGUGUCUCUACUAUAUUGGACACGGACGAAACGAGCGAUCACGGAGAGGCUCAUAAGGUUCCCUCAACCUGUCUAUUCAAUUUAUUACUGAGCCUCGAAACGCCAUCACCGGAUCCUUUGAACAUAGACGAGUUGGUGAAGGAGGAAAAGCCUCUAAAAGCCAUCGAUUUUUGUUAUCACGAUGAGAACGAAAUGGUCACGGUAUUAGAUUGCAUAUCUCUUUGCGUGAUGGUGAUAGCUUAUGCGCCAGAUUCAGUUAGGGGGCAACAAAUGCUGAUUACGUUGGAAGCAAUAUUACCGUGUUACGUUCAGCAAAUUCAAUCUCCAACUUAUAACAAGGAGGGGAAAACUGAGAAGGAGAUAAUACAUCAAUUGGCUGUUGCUGUUAAAACGUUGGUUAAUAAUUCGGAGGCACUUACUAAGUACUACAACGGUCCCCAAAAAUCAAGUCCCGAACACAAAGGCUCCAGUCAAAGAAAUUACGGCAAAGGACCAUAUUCACCUGGUUUCGAUUUCGAUGAUGAACCACAUACCAAAUAUCUGGAGCACACGAAGGUGCGAAACAUUUACGAUCGAGAUAACGAAGCUAGCGAAAGUUGUCACAAGAAUGAAUUUCGUCGACCACGAGAUACAUUGUUAAACAUGGUAGGAGAUUUCGUAGUACGAUGCUCUACUCGUUUGACAGAAUUGAACAAGAAGUCUCAGGAUGGGAAGACGAUCGAAUUACUGGAUUCAAAAUGUCAUAUACGAUUAGCAGAUAUAGCGCACAGUCUCUUAAAAAUAUCACCGUACGAUGCAAGCACGAUGGGUUGCCGCGGUUUGAGACGAUACAUGAAUGAUAUUCUACCGUCGACCGAUUGGUCCAGCGACGAUAUGAGGCCGGCUUUGACAAAUAUUUUAAGGAGGCUCGAUAAAACGUUUAGCAAGAUUCAUAAGAAAGCUUCGAUCAGAAGAAACACCGAUUGGACCGCUGCAAAUGACCUUUUGAAAGGAGUUUACGAAACGUUGGCCAGAUGUCCUUAUAUUGCACACUUCCAGAAUUUGAAGACAUUACUAACUACUUGUCAGUCAUUAAUUAUUGGAGAUACCCCACCGGAAGAUAUGCCAUCAGCUUCCUCAGCGGCUUUAAUGAGCAAAAUACCGCCACAACAUUUUUGCUCGACGGUUCUUCGCCUAAUAGCGCUUUACGUUAUAUCUCUUGGCGAGGGAUACCUACACGCCAUGUUUACAACUCAAACUCGAAUCGAGAAUAUGUUACUUAAUUUACUGAUACCGUUGUUCUUACGUGUGGGAACUGGACGAAAAGAUGUACCAAAGCUGAGGCAGUCGGACAUAAAUUUUGCUCUGACAGCCGUGUUAAAUACUUUAUGGCCACCAACAACUAAAACAAUACCAAUUACAACACAAAAUCUAAAAACUACGACGGAUGUUAGAGCAGGUAGUUUAACGUUUGUGGCGAGGGAUUCAAAGACUUCGACGAAAAUGUCGUUGACGUUGUAUCAAGUUGCCUUUCUGGCACUGAAAAUAAUGACGAUAUGUUUCGAAACGGAAUUGAAGACCGAAUGGACAAAAAUCUUACGCACAAUGCGUUUGUUAAACAAACGAAACGAAGCUUCCACGUACUUGUGGAACUUUAUUGAAUUCGUGGUGACACAUCGUACAGCUUUGUACAUUCAAAUGCUUCCAUUUAUCGUUCACAAGAUUGGCCAGGCACCGAUUUCAGAACACGAGAGAAACAUGCAGAGUAUCAUACGUUCAAAAAUCAACGGCGAUACCAAAACCGUGCCAAAGUCUCGCGGUACUCUGCUGACUGAUCUCAUACACGAAUUGAAGGAUCUGAAGGAAGAGAUAGAAGACCGAAAAUUCGAUGAAACACAGCCCGAGCCAAAAAGGAGUGUCGCAGACAUGCACUCCAUACCCGAAGGAGCACCCCGCACGCAAAGAUUAUCAUUAAUCGAUCGUUUGACUGGAGAUCUCGGAUCUAGGGGUCAUAUGAAUCACCAAUCGAAUUCAAGUAGCACAGUGAAAACAACGCAAGCCAGUCAAGUAUCGACACCGCCAAACGGUAUACAAACAGCACGCGGAUCAAGCACAAGCGGAGGAUCCUCGACUCUCCGCGAGGCCAGCGAAGUUGGCGUCGGCGAACAACAAACAGAACAACAAGCAGCGCCAGAUAGAUCUCAACCAUCUUCUACUAACGAUGAACGUAACCAUGUAAAGCCUCAUCCUAUAUUAACUCAUCAAAAGGCGCCAAAACUGCGCUUUCUCUCUUCUGUAGAGUUUAGGCACUCAUCAGGGGAGACCAUGACGAGUCAACUGAGCCCAACCAGUCCAAACGAGGACAGCUCAGGCGAAUGUCGUCCAGACAAACCUAGAUUGCAACGAUCUAUGGGUCAGAGCAAGAAGACUUUUAGGUUGAGAAAAAGUCGAAGAACACAUUUGGAGAUGUCCCAAAAGACAGACUCGAUAGACAACGGCUCGCAAGUGCAAGCUCAGCCAUCAGUCCUAACGCCCCCAACGCCCAUAAUGGAUCCAUCGAGCUUCAGCAUCCCUUCCGAUUCUUCGUCGAUUCGUUCUCGACGUAGUUCGUCGAUCCGCCAAUCAGACGGCGAGAAGGGUAAUAACCUAACAGGCGAACUACACGGUGGUCUGCACCACCAUCACCAUCACCACCACCACCACCACCAUCUCCACCUGCAAACGUCGGACGUAUCCUGGGACGAGGACACAUCCAGCACUUCCGGAUAUCGUGAAUCGUACAGCAUGCAAUUGGUGUCUUUGGAAAGCAACAACAACAACGCACGCUCGGUUCAAGCGCCGCCUCUGGCAUCGCCAGAUUUGAACGACAUGCCUUCUACGAGCAGCACCACGACUCACGUGUUCGAAGGAAGUUCGCCGGAUUGUUCCAUAAACGGAAGCGGAGGGGAAAAGACGGCGUUGUUGACCUCCAGUCAGAGGACGACCUCUCAGCAUUCUUUACUGAUGGUCUUCCCGAAUCAGGAUGAGGACACGCUGAUUUAGAGGCGGUUAACGGGGGUUUGCAAUUUAGUUUUUCAGGAGGAGACUGAUUAAGAACCUUUAGUUGCUAACGGGCUCUGGUACAUAUCUAUUUCACUUUGUUACUAUUUUUAAGUGGUCCUGGUUGAUUUGUGUUGGGGA
Megachile rotundata (alfalfa leafcutting bee) is the source of this 10500-nucleotide messenger RNA. It is a transcript of the gene unc80, whose product is annotated as unc80, NALCN channel complex subunit. The record is from RefSeq and is a predicted model, not a curated record. Gene Ontology annotation, biological process: monoatomic cation homeostasis. Gene Ontology annotation, molecular function: monoatomic cation channel activity. Gene Ontology annotation, cellular component: cation channel complex; axon. NCBI's taxonomy places the organism in Eukaryota, Metazoa, Arthropoda, Insecta, Hymenoptera, Megachilidae.